AGCGGUCCGUCCAUGAUGCCUCGCGCGGUGUCCCGUUCACUGUAUUUCCUCCAGUGAAGCGCAGAGCUGCAGCUGCUGAUGUAACGGGUCACACCGCGCGCACAACUUAAGCCAGACCGGAUACAUAUUACCGCCCUGACCGGACUGUAUUUAAUACGAUUGUCUGAAGAGAGUGUUCAGGAAACAUUGCAUGGAUAAAUCAGAUCAUCAACGCAAAUCUCGGUUCUGCAUUGGCGGAGUGAAGUGGACCCGGACUGAGGCUCGUGAAUGACUGCAGGCAUACGCAGGUGGUGAUAAGAGCAAAAUGCAGAUGAGAGAGCUCGUAACGGGUGCCUGUGGAGGUGAGGAAUGACAUCAUCCAGAUGAGAGGCAUGGAGCUGAAGGUGUGGGUGGAUGGAGUGCAGCGCAUUGUCUGCGGAGUCACAGAGGUCACCACAUGUCAAGAGGUUGUGAUCGCUUUGGCCCAAGCUAUAGGGCGCACUGGCCGCUACACACUGAUAGAAAAAUGGCGCGAGACAGAAAGGCACCUGGCCCCCCAUGAGAAUCCUGUGGUGUCUCUAAAUAAGUGGGGCCAGUACGCUAGUGAUGUGCAGUUGGUGCUUCAACGUACAGGACCUUCUCUGAGUGAGCGCCCCACCUCUGACACCUCUGCAAGAACCCCUGAACGCAGCCUCUACCGCCAAAGCCUCCCUCCUAUGGCAAAGCUUCGGCCCACAGUCCACGACCGGUCCCUCAAACGCCGUGAGCCAAAACGCAAGUCGCUUACUUUCACCGGUGGUGCCAAGGGGCUACGGGACAUUUUCGGAAAGAGCCGUGAGGGUGAGGCCAAGCAGCGAAUGGUGAACCGCAGCGGCACGCCAGCGCCUACUCAAGAGCUCUCCCGCCUGGUGCAACUGCAGAAGGACAAGCUGCGUGUCCUAGAGCAAAAACUGCAGCGUUGCGAGACGGAGCUACAGAAACAACUGAUGGAGGAGGAGGAGGAAGAAGAGGAAGAGCUGGUGCACCUAGAGCAACAGGUCUGCAGGAAUGAGGCAGAGAUGAAGGAGCAGGAAUUCUGGGAGAACGAGCUGCAGAUUGAGCAGGAGAAUGAGAGGCAACUCCGUGAGCAGCUGCAGGAACUGCGCAGUCGUGUACAAGAGUGCGAGGAGCAACUGGGAGAGUACCUGGCACGGAUUCAGUGCAUGGAGGCGGGGCUGGAGGCUGAGCGUUUGCAGCAAGAGUUGAUGGAAACGCGGAUUGCAGAUGAAAUGGAGGUCCGGUCGCGGCUGGAAAAGGCUUGUGCCGAGCUGGACAUGCAGGUGCAGCAGGCCGCUAGGCUGGAGAGCAGCUGCAGAGCUGUGGAGGUCUCUCUUGGGCAGUCUAACAUUAGGCUACAGGAAAGAGAGCAAGAGCUAGAACAGUUAACGAAGGAGCUGAGGCAGGUAAACCUCCAACAGUUUAUCCAACAGACUGGCACCAAAGUAACCGUGCUGCCAGCAAACCCUGCUGAGGAGGAGGCAAACACAGAAACAGAGACUCAGUCUGGAUGUCUGAAGCGGCUCGGAUCAGCCCGGCAACUUCCCAAUGACCUACGAGCUCUGCAGCGUCCCUUGAACACAACCUUUAACCCCGAAGGCAUCUAUGUCUGAAUUUGCAUUGGGCAUCAACAUCUAAUCCCAAUGCAAAUCCUACCUGACUUCAUGUCAUCUCAGACCAUAAAGAUUUCCCUUUAUGAUCACACUCCAUGGAUUUACAGAGGAAUCUUUUGUUCACUCCACAUGAAAUCUGUCACGUCACCAUGAUGAGAUUUCUUCUUUCUCAAAAAACCUACAAAGACAUCUUCAGCUGAAUGUAUGCUUACUUUCACUGGACCCAAAGCUCAGUAAGGCCUUGUACAUGUCUUGAACAUGGUCUUUGCUAGACUCAUACAGAACAAAUAUAUGGACAUGCUGACUCAGCCUAUGUUCUACCCAUCAACCUUUUGGUGACGGUCAGAAAAUGCAACAUUAUGAUGUCUUUCAUUUCAAGAAUGUUUAUGAAUCUCCAGGGAAACCUCACUCUCAAUGUGAUUAUGCAAGCAGCAGGAAUUAUGAGACUUGUGUCUCUGCAGAACAAAAAUGGGCAUUUUCAAACCAGGAUGGACAUUUUUGAACCACUUUACACAAUUUGCCUGCUGCAAUGGGAUUCCCUACUUUCACUGGAUAGUUCAGAAAUGCCCAUCCUGGUUUGGAAAUGCCCACUGAUUACUUCAUUGAGAUUCCCUAUUUUAAUUGGAUAGUUGAAAAAUGCCCAUCCCGAUUUGAAAACGGCCACAGAUUGGGAAACACCCAUUAUUGUUCUGCAGAGUCCUAUACUUAGGAAUUAUAGAGAGGUGCAAAAUGGAUGAUAAAUUAUGCAGUUUAUAUUUUAUGGCUCAUAGGCAGGAUGAAAGCUCAUGGAGUGGGAUGGAGUUUCACCUUAGUUUACACUUUAUUGGCCAAAACAUCUGCUGUGGUAUUUUACUGAAAUCCUGAAGAAUCAUUUUCUGCACUGAUCAGGAAAUACAGAUGCAUGUGAUAUGCAAAUAAUAAUAAUAAAAAAAAGAAUGAGAAAAAGGAAGAGAGAGGUUUUUGCAUGAAAGUAGCUUGUGGCAUUUUCGUUACAUUCUUAAAGUAAAGCGAAGGCACCUGACUUUUGUGCUGAACAGCUUAAGUUAAAAAAGCAACUUUUUAAAUUAUGCAGGCACACCAUAUUGCAGCUACGCGCAAGUCCUUCUAAAUACUGGUCUGUAUUAAUGUGUUUUGCUGGGGCUUUCUGUAACACCGAUUUGGCAGUGAAUAAUUUUGGCCAAUAAGUGCACAUUAUUAGUUGUACUUUAUAUUUAGCUGAUUUUUCUGAAAUGGAAAUCUAGAGUGGUCUUUGAUCAAUUGCUAAAAAAAAAAAAAAAAAAAAAAAAAACCAGUAACCAGUAACAUUUUCUGUUCUUUUAUGGAAUUGAGAUCAACUGAAGUGUUUUUACCAGUUUUCAGAACUGUAUUUUAAUUCAGAUCAAACCAAAGUGUUCUGGACAGUCAAUUCCUACAUGAAUGUGGAGAUGUGAAAGGGAAGCAGCUCCAAAAUGUCAUUUUGACAUGAUUUUUAUUUUUUUGGAAAUGUUUGACUGUAGCAGAAUCUGCCUCCCUUAAAGCUUCGUUCACAUACAGAGUGGCUUUUAACAUUUAAUGUGGAUAUAAGCAAGGAUCUUUUAGAAGCGUACAUAUGGUGUUCAUAUAGAUUGUUGUAGCACUUUUUAAACCAGUUAUGCAGACCGAUUUCCUUUUUUCACAUGGGUUAUUUUGCUAAAGCCAGUGUUUUUAUGUGUUCUUCAUGGAUGACUAAAACAUUUCAAGUGUCGUUUUGAAAGAAAAAAAAACAAAAAAAACAUGACUUGGUUAAAAGCCUUGAAAAUCAUGUUUAAAUGUUUUUAAAGAAAAGAAAAUAACCACACAGCUCAGCUAUUUUCUUUUCUUUAUACUGUAAAGAAACAUGUCCAUGACCUGCACCUCAAAAUUUAAGGUUUGUUUACGUCUAACAAUUUUAAGGGUUAGUUCACCCAAACAUCCACAAAAGAAAGCUAUAUGGGUUUGGAACAACACAAGUUUGAGGUUGAUUAUAGAUAUUUUUGGGUGAACUUGUCCCCUUAAUAUAUCUACAUGUUUUUAUCAUUUUGAUCCAUCUGCUUUCACAUUUACUGAUAUGUUUUUUUUUUGGUAGCAGUCGUAUUGAUUUCACACAGAAGUGGUGUUAACUAUCUUGAUCUGCAAAAGAGCAUUUGGUCGCCUGGAUGGCACAUAAACAUUUAAAAACCCAGUCAUCUCUGUCGUAGAGGGGAACGUUUGAGUAGCAUGCCUUACUAAAAAAAAAUAAAAACAAUAAAGUGUAAAUAGCAUAUAGCAACAUAUCAAUAAGUAGAGUACAGAGGACUAUUUUUAACAUAGUUAAAAAAACUAAAAAAAAAACUGCAUAGUGGUCUUUUUGUUGAACAGCUAAAAUUAACUAAAUGUUUUUAUUUUUAGUAUUGUUAGGCUGCAUGCACUGAGCUUGUCUGAGAUUCUCAACAAAGCCUGAAGUUCCAACUAUGGCACCAACUACAGGUGCAAUACUAAAUAUGGCUUUAUGAAGACUUCAUAAAGGUGUAACGUGCCCAUAUACAUAUGUGUAAUUGUAACAGGCUUGAGGUGCAGGACCGAUGUGUGUAUAAGAAAUUAACAAUGUGCGCUUCUAUCACCUGUUGUUAAGCACACAGGUGUGACUAAUAUACCGUUUAGCUCAUCUGACAGUUGCCAUCAUGAUUUGAAAUUUCUGGAUCACAAGUUUUGACCUUAAAUGCAGUACCAAAAUCCCUUUGAGCAAGAGACUUCUAUUCAACUCUAUUUUUAAAGAAUUAUGUUCAUUUAACUACUUCCUUCUUGAGAAGCAUUAAAUGCCUGGAGAAAAAAAUAUAUACUAAAAUGAUUUAUGUUUGUCAGGCAGCAUAAAACAUUUAUGCCAUCAGUGGAAAAGGUGCAGUAACAUUGUAAAAUACAAAAUAAAUUUAGAAUAGAGCAUCACUGUUUACUGUUUUUUUUUCAUGGUCUUUGCAGAAACCUGGAACUUGUAUCUUACAUGUUUUGUGUGUGCGUGUGUACAUUAUGUGGCUAUCUGGACUAUUUUAAUCAGAUUGGCCACUCGCAUUAUUUUGCAUAACGAAAAACUGUAAAACUGACCAUUGCCCCAUGCAAACAAUUUCCCACGUAGCAGCUGAUUAAAGACCUGACAAGGUUCAAACAAGCCUGUUUCCUAAUGGAUUCUUUCCAACAUAAGUCCACUGAGCUGCAGACCCUGUGAAUGUGGAAUGUAGACUAGGGCAGUUGUUUUGCCCUGUUGGAUGGAUCUUAGUAAAAUGCAGUUGCAGG
This is a messenger RNA of Myxocyprinus asiaticus (Chinese sucker), 4892 nucleotides long. RefSeq names its product ras association domain-containing protein 8-like. Bases 363 to 1628 code for a protein of 421 amino acids. The record is from RefSeq and is a predicted model, not a curated record. NCBI's taxonomy places the organism in Eukaryota, Metazoa, Chordata, Actinopteri, Cypriniformes, Catostomidae. Gene Ontology annotation, biological process: signal transduction. The transcript is spliced from 5 exons.